AUGUUUUGCUCCAGAGGAAGUCGAAAGUCCUAUAUUGGAAAUAGAAUUCAAAGUACCAGUCAUGCAGACGCGAGGAAGACUGGGGAUGCUGGAGAUGAGAGGAAUAAGACUGAGGAUGCUGGAGAGGAGAGUCAGAAGACUAAGGAUGCUAGAGAGGAGAGUGAUAAAACUGAGGAUGGUGGAGUAGCCGAAUCGAGAGAGUAG
Molecule: messenger RNA, 204 nt
Organism: Prunus armeniaca (apricot)
Lineage: Eukaryota; Viridiplantae; Streptophyta; Magnoliopsida; Rosales; Rosaceae
Source: the annotation of a GenBank genome assembly